Messenger RNA from Chaetomium strumarium, 579 nucleotides. Its product is annotated as NADH-ubiquinone oxidoreductase. The coding region runs from base 1 to 579 and encodes 192 amino acids. The transcript is spliced from 2 exons. The record is from RefSeq and is a predicted model, not a curated record. NCBI's taxonomy places the organism in Eukaryota, Fungi, Ascomycota, Sordariomycetes, Sordariales, Chaetomiaceae.
AUGGCUUCCAAAGCGGUAGCGACGGCAGCGAAGGCUGCAAGCAACGUUACCAGCAUAACAAAGAAAUACACCGUCCAGUCAGAAGGCAUCUGGGAGCGCAUACGCCGCUCGCUCGCGAUCGACCCCAACCGGUCCAACGGCGUGCCGCUCAACCCGUACAACCGCAACCCGGCCCCGGGCUCGUUGGAACCGCUCAAGUACGACGACCCCGUAACCGUCCCCGCGGGCGACAUCGCCGACAACCCGUACUGGAAGCGCGACGCCCGCCGCAACUACCCGCGCCACAGCGUGAUCGGCCAGGCGCAGCAGGUCGCCCUGCUGACCGUCGGCAGCGCGGCCCAGCCGAGGGUGGAGCUGAUUGGCGAGGAGGGCAGCAAGGCGCUCGUGGCGGCCGAGGAGUCCGGCAAGGAAGGGGGCGUCGCGCUGUAUCUGGAGAACAGCGGCGUCGAGGCGGCCAAGAGGGUGCUUGACUUGACCGGCGGGUUGCCGCCCCUGCCGAGCGGGCAGAGCCUGGCCACCGGGAAGUGGGAUGUGCAUAAGUACGACCUGGACACGGAGCAGUCUUAUCCUGAGGAGUGA